Molecule: messenger RNA, 1637 nt
Organism: Racocetra persica
Lineage: Eukaryota; Fungi; Glomeromycota; Glomeromycetes; Diversisporales; Gigasporaceae
Source: the annotation of a GenBank genome assembly
AUAUUUUAAACACUGCCAAAAUGUCAAUUGACGUCAUUUGGUAUAUUUUUCCGAAACAAUUUGGACUUUAUAACGUGUUUGAUCAUGACGAUAAUGGGUUGCCAAGCGGGCAAUCAUUAUUCAAAUUGUAUCAAGAUCGUACUACUGAGAUUAAGAAAUUUAAUGAUGAUAUACCUCCUCGCUUGAUUCAAGUGUUGCCCAUGAUAGACCGGAUGAUUUCACGCCAUAAAAAAUGUCAAUACGGAGCGUUACUUAACAGAUAUUGUCCUGUGAUGGUGCAAAAAAAGUUAUUCGCUCUUGCUACAGUCAAUAACCCUCACACCCAGGAUUUGAAUUCCUAUUCAAAUUUAUAUCAGAUUACGCAAUGCAAGUGGCUUUUUGUAGAGGGUCACAAAAAAAACAAGAUCGAAGCUGAUAAGCGUACUGAACUAUUAUAUGAAUUUAUCUGGUGGAUAUUUGAUUGUUUUGUUAUUCCGUUGCUUCAAAAUACUUUCUAUAUAACUACCAACGCAACAUACAAGAAUCGCGUGUUUUACUAUCGUCACGAUAUCUGGUUACGAAUUGAACAAAGCGGUAUAGAAUCAUUGACAGAAGGCACCUUUGAAGAAGUUCCCAAAGAGAAUGAGAAACAAUUAUUGAACAAAAGCUUUUGGGGAUAUUCUUCUAUGCGAUUUAUUCCAAACAAUUUGAAAGGAACGAUGCGACCUGUUAUUAAUCUGAGUAGUGCGCUAAAGAUGUCCAAUGGAAGAGUGCAGAAGAAAUCUGUGAACGCAAUUUUACGAGAUGCGUUUCAAGCAUUAACAUACGAAAAGGAUAUGAAAUUAUCGGACAAAGAUUCUUCUAAGCUGGGCGGUUCAGUGUUCAAUUUUAAUGAAAUUUACGAACGUUUGAAAAGUUUUAAACAAAAGCUUGGUGAAAAUAAAUCCAAGUUAUAUUUUGCAAAAGUGGAUGUUAAAUGUUGUUUUGAAUCAAUUAAUCAGGAUCAAGUCUUGGAAAUAGUUAAAGAUGUAUUAAAAGAAAGUGAAUAUGCAAUUCAUAAAUAUGAUAUGGUUUGCCAAAAAGGUGGUGCAGUGCGUGCACGUUAUAACUAUUAUGCCAACUCAUCAGAUGAUUUUCCUGAUUUUCCGAAUUUUGCAAGAAAAUCAGCACAAAAAUUCCCAAAUUCGGUUUUUGUUGAUCGCGUUAAAGAGUCGUUUCUAGAUAAGAAUGAUAUACUUGGUCUUUUGGAAAAGCAUAUAAAGUACAAUUUAAUAAAAAUGGAAUGGGAAUUAUUUCCUUUUGUAGAACACGAUGAUGGUGUCAUGUUACGUUUUCUUGACGAUUCACUGUACAUAAGUACGGACAAAAAAAAAGUUGAAAGAUUUAUAACUGCAAUGCAUAAAGGUCAUCCGAAAUAUAGUUGUGUUGUUAACAAAGAAAAGAGUUUAACAAACUUUGAUAUUAUCAUUGAUGGGGAGCCGAUAGAGAAAUUGAGUAAUACGCGUGAUUUUCCGUGGUGUGGGAUUUUAAUUAAUACAUCCUCAUUGAAUUGUAAAGUUGAUUAUAUGCGAUAUAGCUUUUCGUAUAUUGCAGAUACUUUAACAGUAAAUACAUCAAGACAUCCCGGUGAAGUAUUUAGACAGAAGAUGAUUGAGUAA